This is a messenger RNA of Colletotrichum higginsianum IMI 349063, 978 nucleotides long. RefSeq lists its product as uncharacterized. The transcript is spliced from 2 exons. The record is from RefSeq and is a predicted model, not a curated record. Lineage: Eukaryota; Fungi; Ascomycota; Sordariomycetes; Glomerellales; Glomerellaceae. The coding region runs from base 1 to 978 and encodes 325 amino acids.
AUGUCCGUCAGCAGCAGCUUGGGCCUGAGCUGCCCGCGCGGCGGCGACUUCUACGUCUGCGAGGGCAACACGACCGAGUUCCUGGGCUGCUGCGCGUCCAACCCGUGCGCCGACGGCAGCGGCAAGUGCCCGACCAAGGACCUGAGGAUAUCCUCCUUCAACCCGGACAAGUACGCCAACAUCCCGCCCCAGGGCUGCGACGACCCGCGGCCGGCGAACCUGUUCUUCUACACGUGCACCAACAACGUGCCCUUCAUCGGCUGCUGCGCCAAGAACCCGUGUCAGGAGGCCGACGGCCUCUGCCCGACGGACCACCUCAUCGGCACGACGCUGAGCCCGGACGCCGUCAACCGGACCAUCUUCACCAGCAGUGCGUCCUCCUCGUCGUCCUCGUCAACGCCGGGCUCCGGUACAUCUUCCGGAGGCGACGGCCGUCUCGCCACGGGGGCCAUUGUCGGCAUCGCCAUCGGGGCCGCCGUCGUCGUCGCCAUCGUCAUCGCCGUCAUCUGGAGGUGUGGAUGGCACGCGAGGAAGCGCAACGAGAGGCGCGAGCCGGCGUGGGAGCCCGCCGCACAGAGCGCGCACCCGAGCAACCACCCCCACCACCACCCGGAGAUGGGCUACACGCCGCAGAGCCCGGCCCUCUACGACCCUGCACGUGCAUCUCACAUCAGCUACGCCACGACGGCCGCCGGCAACUCGUACCCGUCCACGUCGCCGCCGCACUCGCCCUACUUCCCCGUCAAGCACCCGGGCUCGCCCAUGUCGGUCGACGAGCGCCACCUCUCGACCUACACGGACAGCAACGUGAGCUCCCUCAGCGGCCACAACCCGCGGCACCUGAGCCAGUACUCCGCCGUCGGGGCGGCGGACCUGCACCCGGUCAGCGAGCUGGACGGCGUGGAGCAGCCGGCCGCGAGGGCGGAGCUGGGGGACGGGACGCCCGCCAAUCUCUACGGCAAAGGCGGUGAUCGAUAG